This is a messenger RNA of Plasmodium fragile, 894 nucleotides long. RefSeq lists its product as uncharacterized. The record is from RefSeq and is a predicted model, not a curated record. Lineage: Eukaryota; Apicomplexa; Aconoidasida; Haemosporida; Plasmodiidae. The transcript has a single exon. The coding region runs from base 1 to 894 and encodes 297 amino acids.
AUGUUGAGUGUAUUUCGGAAAAAAUGCACCAAUUUGGUUAUUGCUCGUUACAAAAAUAGGGCGGUGCGAAUUAAGUAUUGUUAUAAUUUGAAGCGGGAAUUCUCCAAUGGCAAGGCAAGCGGUGGUAAGAUCGGGCAGCGGGACAUCAAGAAUGGGAACUGGAGGGAAAAAGUGAAUCCACAUGUGAAUACAAAGACAAAGGGAAGGGCGCCCUUUCCCCCAAGUGUAGACCCGGAUGCAGCUACAGGUGAAGAAGACCCCAGAGACAUAUAUUUUAACAACAAAAUGAUCGAAAAAAAAGUAGCAGACAUAAUGAUAAAAAACAGCCACAACGAAUCCCUUUUUGAAUUUCUGCCCAUGGAAGGGAGAACGAAUAAAGUACCACAAGGUUUUAAAAUAUGUCAAUGCCUUUUUUUAUUGACCCUUUCCAGUGGAGUGUUGCUCAUUCACAUACUACCAGAAAUAGGAAGGGAAAAUUACAUACGAGACAUUUUUUCCUUGGAGAUUUAUUGCUGUUCAUGCAUUUUAGUGUUCCACGGAGGGUUUAAUUCAUUGCUGCAAUUAAUUCAGUAUGGAGUGCCUCCGACCAGAAAGUACAAAGGUUUGUACAACAGCUUACGUUUGAUCUCCUCCAUAAUUCCUUUAUUUUUUGGUUUAAUAACAUCAUCGUUAUGUGAAAGUUUUCCCAGAGAUAGCAUUUUACUUUUAAUGCUAUCGUACAUGUCACUCUGGCUGAAUUAUUACCUAUUACACAACAAGUGCUUAAUUCCGGCAUGGAUGUUCAGACAGUCCAAGUUUUUAAUUUGCUUCGUUUUACUUAAUUUGGUUUUGUUGUUAAUAAGCGAGGCGCAGAUUUAUAGGGGGCGGAAGGUUUCCAUCCAGGUUGAUGACUAA